Messenger RNA from Grus americana (Whooping crane), 5275 nucleotides. It is a transcript of the gene UBE2D1, whose product is annotated as ubiquitin conjugating enzyme E2 D1. Gene Ontology annotation, cellular component: nucleus. NCBI's taxonomy places the organism in Eukaryota, Metazoa, Chordata, Aves, Gruiformes, Gruidae. The coding region runs from base 4048 to 4422 and encodes 124 amino acids. The record is from RefSeq and is a predicted model, not a curated record. Gene Ontology annotation, biological process: protein polyubiquitination; ubiquitin-dependent protein catabolic process. Gene Ontology annotation, molecular function: ubiquitin conjugating enzyme activity. The transcript has 8 exons.
UAAAUUCCAGAUGUUGCAAAUUAUGAAAACAAAACGAAUAGUGUAGGUUUAGUUUGGGAAGGGAUAUUGUGCAAAGAAGACUUUAUUAUCAUGAGGUAGAAAAUAAUUCAGGCUGUCAGCUUAUGCCAGUUAGUGUGUGGGUCAGUUUUGCCUAUCCCUCCUAUGCAGACCAUUUUUCUGAGAUUGCUGUUCUGAGUUCUCUGUGUACAUAUGUAAUUGCGAGUUUGCUGUCCUGUCAGUUCAGUAUUACAGUCGAGGAGAUUGUUUUCAUCAUAAAUUCUGUACUUCUGGGGGCUCCUCUAGUGUUAAUGGGGGGUCGACGUUAUGCUUAUUAAUGGCUCGGGCUGUUUUGAAAUACGUACAAAACCAGUAUUUAGUUUUGUUAUGGGCAUAAAAAAAAUGGGGCUUAGAACAGAUUUUAGAAGAGAUUUUGAAACCAGUUAGAAGAGACACAUUUGAAGACUGGUUUAAAAAUAGCUGUUGUUUUUUAUCUUGUUGGUGCAUAGUGCUUGAUUGUUUUUCUCCUACAACUCAGAAAGAAUAGAAGCAUUCAAACAUUUAGAAAUGUCAAUAAACUAUAUGUCUGUUUGUUUCAAUAUGUGUUUCAUAUGUGUUUAGACUAACAGGACACAUGGGCUUAAAUAUUUAUGUUGAAAAUAACUUUUUUAUUGUAAAUUUGCUCAAGUAGAUAAAAUUUUAUCAAUAUUUGUGGUUUAGAUUUGGACUUGAAACUGUUGAGUCACAUGCUGUCUUUGGAUGGUAAUGAACAUAUUGAGGAAACUUCUUUUUUGGAUCUGUAAGAUAAAAAUGUUUUAAUUUGCUUUCAAAACAUCAGCUGUGAAUACACAGCAAUACUUCUUUUUAUUAAACCAAUGUAUAAAAAUACUUUAUUACUAAGACUUACCUUUAUAUCAAGAAAUGUUAUGGUAAAUAUUUGCUUUACAUUUACCAAAUUUAUGAAGAACAGAGAAUCCCUUGACAGAUGGUUCCAAACAGCUUUAAUAUAAUAGCAGCAGUGUAUGCACGGAGUUGGUAGGACGUGAGUCUGUGGUCUGCAGUGUGUUUUGUGCAAAAAUUAAGAACGUAGCUGGCAAAUAUAAAAACCUAUAUUUAAAAUAACAGUGUGGAAAAGGGCUCUGGUUGUGGUUUUGUGUCACUUAGAGAAUUAAAAUAGCUUUUAGUGGUGCUGUCUGCAGUUUAUUUUGGUCUUCUGAUAUUCUGCAGUCUCUUUUUUUUUUUUUUCCCCAACCUUUUUUUAAUAAAGAAAAGGAGACAUUUUUAGAGCUUUUUUUGUUACUACUCAUGCUCAUAGCCAUUAGGUGUCCAUGAGUACUAUGCUGAGAAUAUUUCUCACGUUAUCAAAGUAUCCUUUACGAUCUUGUUCCAGCAGCUUUUUAGGAGAGAAGCCUGACUGCUAAUGAAGCAUGUAAGCAUUAAACUGGCCUUCCAGUCUUCACCAACUUUAUACUUUUAUGAAAUCCAACCUGUAUUGUACUUUGACAAAGAGUACUAGUCUGCACAUUCAGAAAUGUUUCCAGCAUUUAUAGCUUACUAUAGCAUGUGUUUUACAUCUGUUAAAUUGAUUUUUAAAUUUUUGUCUCAUGCUACCCAGAGAGCUAUUCUACAGUGUGUGUGGUGCGAUGAAAGGUGAUAAUUUGGAGGCUUUGCUGUGUCCAUCUCUGGUAAUUGUUCUUUAGCAUUUGUAGCAUUAUGCUAAUACUACUUUACACCUGAUCACGAAUCCUGCUUGCUUUUGUGCUCUGCUGCUGUUCUGCAGUUACAAACAGGAGAAACAGCUUACUGUGCACCCGUUCAUUGCAACCAGUUAGAGGUGUAGCAUUAGCAGUGUUCUGUUCUACUCUGUAAUAUUUUCUGUGUGUGAGAGGAUUAGAAGAUUUAUUCCUACUGCUGUCCUCAGCUUAGCUGUUUUCUCCAUACAAGUUUACCCUGGUUGUAUUGGGACGGCGUGGCUUGUGUCAGAGCUUCUGAUAGAUGCUUUUACGCUGCGACACUCGCCACUGUUUGAAAUAACUGAUACUUCUGUUUGCAUCUCUCGCAGACAAAAUUCUGGUUUUGUGUAUGCUCAUAAAAGACACUGCACCGGUCGGUGGACACUGUAAUUUGCAGUCUUGACUUUCUCUUUUGAAACUGAACUGGCACUGCUUUGAGUUUUAGAUCCUGGUUUUUAGCCUAUGUUUAUCAAAGUCUUGCAGCAGUAUUUUCUAUACAACUGUCUAAAAAUACCGGUGUAGGCAAGGCCUUGCAGUAACCAGACCUACAUCGUGCAGCAGCAUGGUGAUAAUCCAUGAAACGUGGACAAAGCUGCUGGAGCCAAUUAACUUAAAAUUACAGGGAAAUCAUUAGUGUUGACUGUGCAAUGCCUCACACACAGUUCUCUUGCACUUCUUGAUGAGGUUUCAGCACAUUGUGCUUUGUAACUCUGCAGCCUUGUCUCUCGACGCAGCAAGGUUUUGGGCUUCUGGUGAAGAGCAUCUUUACUGCUUUGUAUAGAGGAUUCUUGUACUCAGUUUCUCAUUCUUUUGUGACUGUGUAAAGUCGUGAAGUGGUUUUUCUACCUCUACUUACUCUAGAAAAUAAUCACAACUGUUCUGCAGUGGUCAGCUCUGGACACGGACAAGUCAGUCUGACUCACGGGGACCUUCCGACUAUCUCCUCGCACCAUUUCAAAAGAUGUAGGAAAGCUUGAAGCCUAAAUCUCACAACUCUGGAUAAAUUUGCUUUGAAUAGGAAGCUUAAACAGCAUAAUUAACAGUAUAAAGCUGAGUAGUUCUUUUUUCACGGCUUGAUCUGAACUUCUGUAUGUAAAGACUCAAACCAUUAACGCUAUCAAACUCAAUUUACAAAGUUUCAUCAUGUUACCAUUUGUAUUUUUAAACCAUAUUAGCUCUAGUACAUUACGACUUAUGAUUGGAAAAUAUGGAUUGAAUUUGCUCUAUUAGGUUUUUGAGGUUUGGUCCAGCUUUGUUUCCUAGCUGCAGAAGUUCUGUGAAUGUAUCCGUGAGCAUUGUUCUCAUUUAGUGAAGUCUGUUGAAGAGACCCUUUUCUUCAUCGUUAUUAGGGAAAUAUUAAUAACAGGAGUUGAUAGUUCUGGGUCUCAUCAGGGUGUGAUUUAAAACAUGGUUUUUAUCACGCACAAAUUUCAGUGCCCUUAGCCUGGACAAAUUGAAAGCGAUUACCUGAGAAGCCUUCCCCAGUUCCUACCAAUUCUGAAGUACUUGCGUACAUAUGAAUGAAACCCAGUUUGUGUGGGUUUGGGGUAUGUAAAGAUCUUGAGGAAAGCAUCUAGCAAAUGAGCGCUGUUACAAACUUACGACUCCAAAAUUAAGUGCUUGCCUAGCAGUUGGCAUAUGCGUAAGGGAACGUUUGCAUAUAUUUUAGGGACUUUCUGAGUUUAAGCUACGUUUUUUUCCCAUCAUUACCUUUAAUUUAGUAGUCAGUCGUGACUGCUAUAAAACAUGUGAUUUUUAGGCUUUGAAUUCUCUGUUUAGGCUAGGUCUUGUGUAGCUGGCUUCUUUUUUUUUUUUUAGUGUGCACACAAGACUUAAUCUUCUCUUGUUGGGUUAGAUCUUGCGUUGCAGAUUAGGGUGGACAGUGGCCAUAACUGUUUUGCUGCUGGUAAUGUUUGUUACAACUCUCCUGACUCCUGGAAACUUGAGACUUGUUGACUCCCUUCGUGCACUAGCAAGGACUUGGCUUUGCAUAGAUUACUGGCUCUCUGUGUCACGCUCCCUUAGUGAAAUUUGAGUCCUCCGAUUAAAAAGGGACCUGCACUUCUAAAGGGUUUUGCUAUUGCCUUUAUUAGUCAAGGUCUGGCCCAGAGUGUUGUUUCUGGACCAGCAAACAAUUUCACCAACAGAAUAAAGGAGCUAAGUGAUCUGCAGCGAGACCCACCGGCCCACUGUUCUGCUGGACCUGUUGGAGAUGACUUGUUUCAUUGGCAAGCAACAAUUAUGGGACCUAUUUGUACAGGUCACAAAGAUGUUGUGUGUUUUAAAACUCCCUGAUGUCAUCAUGAUCACCUGAAUUAUGUUGGAAAAUCCUACUCUUUGCAUCUGCAAAGAGAAACCACUUCUGAAGCCUGAUAGCGCAUAUCAAGGGGGAGUAUUUUUUCUCACAGUACACUUUCCAACAGACUAUCCUUUCAAACCACCAAAGAUUGCUUUUACAACAAAAAUAUACCACCCAAACAUAAACAGUAAUGGGAGUAUUUGUCUUGAUAUCCUGAGAUCGCAAUGGUCACCAGCUCUGACUGUAUCUAAAGUUUUAUUGUCCAUAUGCUCCUUACUUUGUGAUCCUAAUCCAGAUGAUCCUUUAGUACCGGAUAUUGCACAGAUCUACAAGUCAGACAAGGAAAAAUACAACAGACAUGCAAGAGAAUGGACUCAGAAAUAUGCAAUGUAAACUUGUGAAGACUUUUUCAUAUACCACAGAGUACUGUAAAUUCUAGGUUUUUUCAAAAUUAGAAGGAAACGGAGCACAGUUUACUGUUUAAAUGUAUCAUGAUGCCCCUUGAAUUUUUUUCACCCAUGUAAGUGUGUUUCUAGAGCAAGGGAGAACAACCUUCCAAAAAUAACCUUAUGACUGUGAUAAGAAUAUUUAUCCUCUUCGUAUGCUUUGCAGAAGACAUUUAUUACGGUUUUUAAGAGUUGGACAUCUGCAUCUUCAGACUACGAGAUCCAUAAUGCAGUUGUAAAGCAACCAAAUUAUUUUUGCUGGAAAAAGUAGCUGGUUUUAUGUGAUGAAUACUGUAUGUGUGUCCUUCAAGUAUGUUGUCCGUUUCAUAAGUGUGUUCAAAUUUCAUUUUGUUAGUUCACUUAUAUAAUUUGUAUUUUUUUACUGUAUAGACUAAAUAUUUUAUUUACCAUGUAAGUCAUUUCAUUUUUAGACUUACUUGCUUGUGCACAGUAUUGACAAGAUACAACUGCUAGUAAUGAAAAGAAUUGGAGUAUCCCACCCAUUAGGAUAUUCUAAAGACUGACUGCAGAUUUCUUAAAACCUAAAAUGAUCUUUGCACUGUAAUUCUUUGUACGCUGAUUAUGGAGAAACACUUGUUUUGGUUUUUUUUGAUUCUGUUGCAUACUUGACUUAAUUUUAUUGCAAUGUGAACUAAUUGCACUGCUAUGUAGAAAGAUAUGUAACCGUUUUGUUGCUAUUCACAAAUGAUUUUUGACAUGUGGGCAACAUAACACUAUCACAGACCUUUUACAAACCUAAACGUAGCCUUUUCCAUAUAAAUAAAAUGCGUUUUCUACUA